GCGCAACAACAGUAUGUUUAACAGAGUGCGCCUAACAGCACACAUUAUGAAUUUUUCCUCAACCCGUAGGUACACACUGGCCAUCAGCUGUUUUUUGUCAAUCUCCGCCACAAUAAUUACGUAAAUUUCGGCAGACAACCAUGUCGCUGCUCCGCGCCAAGUACUACGACCAUCCCGAUGGGGAGGAUGCCUUUGGCAAGAUAGUGGCCACCAACAAGUACGCGGUAUCCGCCGGACUGGCCUGGUCCAUGUUCGACGUGCUGACGCUCUCCAAGCCCCAGGGCUACCUGCCCACCUUGGGCCGCUUCGCCUACAACACCGGUCCGCUGAUGGGCAUGGCCACGGCAUUUACUCUGACCACUCUGGCGGCCACAAAUGCCCGCGGCAAGGACGACAAAAUUAACUACCUUAUCGGUGGUUUCGCGGCUGGCGGCGUCUUUGGAGCCUGGAAACACAACCACGUAGCUGGUCUCUGCGCCGGUCUCUUCCUGGGCAUCGCUGGCGUCAUCAAGAAGAUGUCCAUUGAACAGGGCUGGGAGUUCUUCCCCGACACUCCUCUCAAGCAAUACGGUGGCCUAAACAUUGCCGAAAACGACUGGACCAUCAUGGCCGAUCGCCCCAAGAACUGGACCACGGAGAAGCCACAGGACCAGAAGGCGUAAAGUCUAGUUUCAUAUGUUUAGUUUAAUGGUGAUUCGAUGAGAGAAGGAUUCGGCCGUUUCCGUUUGCCUUUGCAACCGAAUAAAAGCUAAGUGAGAAGUGAUAAUGCCACCCCA
This is a messenger RNA of Drosophila subpulchrella, 776 nucleotides long. RefSeq names its product NADH dehydrogenase [ubiquinone] 1 alpha subcomplex subunit 11 (gene ND-B14.7). Gene Ontology annotation, biological process: mitochondrial respiratory chain complex I assembly. Lineage: Eukaryota; Metazoa; Arthropoda; Insecta; Diptera; Drosophilidae. Bases 141 to 662 code for a protein of 173 amino acids. The transcript has 4 exons. The record is from RefSeq and is a predicted model, not a curated record.